AUGAAGCGGCGCAAGAAGGAGGAGGUGCUGUCGCUGCCGCCCAAGAUUUUCCACGACGUCUGGCUGCCAAUGUCUCCACUCCAGGUGCAGUGGUACCGCCGGAUCCUCUCUCUCAAGAACACGCAAAUGUCCAGAGAUAUUCGGAGCCUCAAGAAGCUCAUCCUUCGACUUCGAAACGUUUGCAUCCACCCACGUCUGGCGGUGGCGUCCAAGGAAGAUGAGGAGUUCAUGCUGUCUAUGGGCGUCUGCUCCCAAGAGGAGAUUGAGCAGCUCAAAGACGGCCCACUAGUGAGUGAAGAGAUCAUUGGCCAGAGCUACAAGCUGGCAUUCGUGGAUGCACUUCUCACGCACCUCCAUGCACAGAACAUGGGCCUCAACGACAACUGGCGCAAGACCUUUGAGGCAGAGGGUCCCGAGCUUUGCCUUGACCUGGGAGCACGCAGGCAGGAGGGCCAAGAAGAGUUUGCAUCACCGGUCGCAAAAGCCAGCUUCCUCGACGGAAUGGAGCACGUUGACUGGGACACUCCACAGCCGCACAAGGUGCUGAUCUUCUGUCAGCACCAGAAUUGCAUGGACCUCCUGGAGGCCGCUGGGUGGCUCGGACGGGACUUUCUGUGGGCGGAGUUAUCGGAGCGGCACCUGGCUCUGCUGUCUUCUGCAGAUGCAUUGGCUCGCAAUUUCUUUUCAGAUUUCAGUGAGUACUGCAAGUUCAGGGGCUACCGCUACAUGCGCAUGGAUGGAUCAACGAACCGCGUGCUGCGGGAGUUGGACAUGCGCGACUUCAAUGCUGUAGAUGAGGACGUCUUCAUCUACUUGAUCAGCACGCGAGCCGGCGGUUUGGGGGUAAACCUGGCCUCGGCGAACCACGUCGUCCUCUUUGAGCAGGACUGGAAUCCGCACGUGGACCACCAGGCGAUUGAUCGCGCACACCGCAUCGGUCAGUCGAGACAGGUCCACAUCCAUCGCCCAAUUCAGGCUGGGCUCUGUGCCAUCUGCGCCUUCUGCCAGAGUCUGUGGAACCGGCUUGAGGGUUUGCUGCAGCGGUUUGCUGAGAGGGUUCACAGCGUGCCGCUUGCUGCGGGAGCUUUGAACCGUGGCUUUGCAAAGAAAAGCCCUCCUCUGCAGCUUGGACCCUUGGACCCGGAGCUUUCGCAGGAGUGGGCAGUGGAGGAGCGCUUAUUGAUCCGCUCGAACGCGAAGCUCGAGAUGGCCACUGGGCAGGGAAGGGCCUGCUUCUUGCUGUAG
Symbiodinium sp. CCMP2592 is the source of this 1245-nucleotide messenger RNA. The record is from the annotation of a GenBank genome assembly. NCBI's taxonomy places the organism in Eukaryota, Dinophyceae, Suessiales, Symbiodiniaceae.